Molecule: messenger RNA, 1234 nt
Organism: Pollicipes pollicipes
Lineage: Eukaryota; Metazoa; Arthropoda; Thecostraca; Pollicipedomorpha; Pollicipedidae
Product: ataxin-7
Exons: 7
Coding region: 5-1234 (409 amino acids)
Source: RefSeq, a predicted model, not a curated record
CAAGAUGGCGAAGAUGAGCGCGGGGGUAAACCAGUAUCCGGGGCCUUCUUGGUCGAGUUUACUGAAAGACAACACACCCGGUUCCUCUGAAAAUGUCCGAAAUGAAAAGCGGCGGAAAAGUGGCGAUAUGCACACGAAGCUCACACUGGAAGAUAAGCCUCUGCUGGGUGACAUGCCCAAGGUGGAGGAAUUCUCGACCGUGUGCUGCAAGCUCUGCAAGUGCCCGGUCAAGACCCAGUAUGUCAAGGAGCACAUGUCGUUGCGGCACCCGGACUACAGCGCCGCCAGGCUGCGCGAGGAGGCUGAGCGCUUCCAGGUCAAAAUCAUGAUCAACAGCAUCCCCGAGUCGCUGUUCGCUGCCGUGCCGUCGUACAAGUCGCACAUGCUGUCGCCGGUGCGCGUGACGUCGCCGGUGCCGCCGUGCGCGGCCGUCGUGGCCGACGAGGACGCCGCCGCCGUGGUCGAUAUCUACGAGCCGCUGGCGCAGGUGGCGGUCAAGGAGGAGCCGGCCGAGCUGAAGCGUCACUCGCUGGUGGACGACCCCGAGGUGGUCUCGUCGGAGGAGCAGCUCGGCGCCGUGCUCAGCCUCAAGACCGAGGUGCCCGGCGCGUUCGUCGACAUCCUAAACGAGUUCGAGAGCGACGCGGGCGGCGCGGACGACGCUGUGCCGCCGCCGCUUCCGCUGCCCUCGCUGGACGCCUCGCCGGCCGCGGAGUACAAGGUACUGCCGCCGCCACCGCCGCCGCCACCGCCGUCGGCCGCCGCACGCGCCGUUGCUGAUGCGCCCGACGCCACCACCGUCAGUGAACACUUGAACCAGCUUCGUGGCUCGCUGUGCGCCAAGAAGCUGCGGCUGGGCCACCUGCCGCGCCAGUACGACCCGAAGAAGCACUGCGGCGUGUGGAUCGCCGAGCGGAGCAAGCACUGCACGCGCGUGCUGGACUGCCGGCAGCACAACCUCGACCAGAAGUCCAAGGUGGUCCGGCCCGUGCCCUUCAAAGAUCUGCUGGUCCGCUUCAAGGCCGGCAAGAGCCGGGAGAGGGAAACGAUCAAACCUCUCACCAUGCGGUACGACCCGAAGUUCCCGGCGCCCGAGGGCCAUCCGGCGGCGGCGCUGGCCUCGCCGUCCCGGCCCGGCCCGCCCGGCAUGGUCACAUACCGCAACAUCACCAACUCGCCCAUUUUCCGGCGCGAGCGCGGCGCCUCGACCGACGAUGACGGCAUGCCGCCGUGA